Molecule: messenger RNA, 423 nt
Organism: Caenorhabditis remanei
Lineage: Eukaryota; Metazoa; Nematoda; Chromadorea; Rhabditida; Rhabditidae
Exons: 1
Coding region: 1-423 (140 amino acids)
Source: RefSeq, a predicted model, not a curated record
AUGGCUCCUGUACUGGUUGACCUCUCGAAAAUUGACUAUUAUAGUCUAUUGCGAAGACAUGUGCCAGGAAAUGGACAUUUUAUGGGAAUGCGCCAUCAGAGGGGUGAAGGCCAGCGUGGUGCAGGACUAGGUGGAAUACUUGGAGUAGCACUAAGUCUUUUGCCAAAACUGAUCAAUUCGAGUGCUGGUCAACAUCUUGUUAGUGCUGGGAAGGAACUGACAGCAGAGUUGGCACAAGGAAAGGAUUUCAAGUCUAGUUUGAAAAGUGUGGCAGCUCAAAAAAUGCGUCAAUUGACUGGGGCUGGAAAAAGGCGGAGAGGAGGUGGUGGAGCUUCAAAAAGCAUAAAAGGAAACAGUGUAACCGUUUUGAAACCUCAUUUUGUCUCAAAAAACAGUCGUCGAACCAAUUUUCUCUCGCCAUGA